Pieris macdunnoughi is the source of this 1029-nucleotide messenger RNA. The record is from the annotation of a GenBank genome assembly. Lineage: Eukaryota; Metazoa; Arthropoda; Insecta; Lepidoptera; Pieridae.
AUGGACGCGGCGGACAAGCGGAUGUUGGAUCGCGAGGCGCUCCGCAACAUGAUCCAGCAAUGGAACGCCAACCGCCUCGACCUCUUCGAACUCAGCGAGCCCAACGAGAACUUGGAGUUCCAUGGCGUUAUGCGAUUCUACUUUCAAGAUUCAGGCCAGAAGAUUGCCACAAAGUGCAUCCGCGUCGCAUCCGAUGCUACAGUCAUCGAUGUCAUUGGGACGCUGAUAGAGAAGUUCCGUCCGGACAUGCGCAUGCUGUCUCUGGGCUCUUACACGCUGUGGGAAACGCACGCGCCGGGCGACGAGCGGCAGUUGGAGCCCCACGAGAAGCCUCUGCUGGUGCAGCUCAACUGGCACGCCGACGACCGCGAGGGUCGCUUCCUGCUCAAGUGCUGCUCCCAGCCGGACAUACCACUGUCCUCUAUAAACGAGAAGGGAGACCAAAACUUCAAGCGGAAACUGUCGAAACGGGAGAAGAAGGAGUUAAAGAAAAAAGAGAAACUGUCCAGGUUGAAGUCGGACACGAACGACGAAAAUCGCCCGGUCGCCGAGAAGUUGUACUCAGAACUGCCCGAGACGUCGUUCACUCGCAGCAUCAGCAACCCCGAGGCGGUCAUGAGGCGUCGGAGGCAGCAGAAGCUCGAGAGGAAGCUGCAGCAGUUCCGCUCCAAGGACGGCGGACCCGACACCGGUGGCACGCUGAAGAUCUACGGGUCGUCCCUGUGCCCGGACGUGCCGUACAAGACGCUGCUGCUGUCGGUCGGGGACUCCGCGGCCGCCGUGCUCCGCGAGAUGCUCGACAAGUACGGCCUGUCGCGGCACGAGCCCGCGCACUACUGCCUCGUGCAGGUGGACACGACUGACAAUUCGGAGUACAUCCUGGAGGACGACGAGUGUCCUCUGGCCAUCGUCAUGACGCAUCCUCAUCGCAUGAAAUGUGGGAUCAUAGUUUUAGUGCAACAUAACUUUUAUUCCCAAUCUCCUUCAAUUGAAAAGAACACAAUUACCGUAGCGAAAUACGUGUCCUAG